Zingiber officinale is the source of this 981-nucleotide messenger RNA. RefSeq lists its product as uncharacterized. The coding region runs from base 1 to 981 and encodes 326 amino acids. The transcript has a single exon. The record is from RefSeq and is a predicted model, not a curated record. NCBI's taxonomy places the organism in Eukaryota, Viridiplantae, Streptophyta, Magnoliopsida, Zingiberales, Zingiberaceae.
AUGAAAGAUGUUGAUGAAAUUGUCAAACAAAGACGUGCAAAAAGCAAAGGACAAUUUGAUGAAAAUAAAAAAAAGUUAAGAGAUAUUGCAGUUGAGAAAUUUGUAAGAUGGAUGUAUGAUGCUGGAAUUCCCUUCAAUGCUGUUAAAUAUGAUUCUUUUGAGCCUUGUAUUGAAGCUAUUGGACAAUUUGGAUCUGGGAUGAAACCUCCAUCAUAUCAUGAAGUGAGGGUUAAGUAUUUGAAGAAGGAGUUGGCAAAUACGAACUCACUUCUCAAAUCCCAUGAAGAAGAUCAUGCUAAGUUUGGGUGCACAAUCAUGGCAGAUGGAUGGACAGAUAAAAAGGGUAGAACUCUUAUAAAUUUUUUGGUGAGUGGUCCUAAAGGAAGUGUAUUUGUCGAAUCAGUUGAUGCUUCAGGCUAUUCUCACACAGCGGACAAAAUGUUUGAGUUGCUUUCUAAAUUUGUGUAUCACAUUGCAGAAAAAAAUGUGGUUCAGAUUGUAACAGAUAAUGCAAGCUGCAAUGUCAGUGCAGGUCGUCUUUUGGAAAACCGAUUUCCACACUUAUACUGGACUCCCUGUGCAGCUCAUUGUUUAGAUUUGUUGCUUGAGGAUAUAUUCAAAAUUCCUCAUCUCAGAAAAUUGCAUGAACGGGCAUUGAUGGUGAAUGGUUAUAUUUACAACAGACCACAAGUAUUGAGCAUGAUGAGAGAGUUUACUGGACAGAGAGACAUGGUAAGAACCACAAAGACACGUUUCACAACCGCUUUUUUGACUUUAAAGCGGUUUCAUGUACAACAAGCAAAUCUGAGAAAGUUGUUUACAUCUGAAAAGUGGGCAAAUAGUCGAUUUUCCAAAGAGGCCACAGGAAAACGUGUAGCAGAAGUGAUAUUGAUGCCUUCUUUUUGGAAAAAUAUGGUUUUUACAUUAAAAGUUGGUGGUCCAUUGGUGAAAGUAUUACGGCUGGUAGACGGUGAAAAAUGA